Molecule: messenger RNA, 736 nt
Organism: Caenorhabditis elegans
Lineage: Eukaryota; Metazoa; Nematoda; Chromadorea; Rhabditida; Rhabditidae
Gene: F17C11.26
Product: DUF281 domain-containing protein
Exons: 5
Coding region: 98-616 (172 amino acids)
Source: RefSeq, marked reviewed
GUUCAACUCAACUUCUGUCGCUCGUCGCUUUUUUGCGCUCUUUGCCGUUACAGCUCUCAAGUCAACUUCCACAACUCUUCAAAAACUUCAAUCGAAAAUGUCCUUGUUCACCGUUCAACCAAACGCGUUCAUGUCUGCUGAAGAAACUGCUCCACCUCCGCCGCCGUGCAUAUCGCCCGAAGAAUGCAACGCUACCGUAAAUGAGUGGGGAGUUUGGCCGGCUGAGUUCUUCACCGACCCGGCUCACGACCAAACCAUCACCUGCUCCGCUUCGGCUGCCGAAAUCGAGUCUAGAGUUCGCUGUGGCAAAUCGCCGGUUAAUCGUAACUGCACCGCGCUUGUCCCCGACAGCAAGUGUGUUUUUAAGUGGGCCUUCGCCACCACCGCCGCCGCUACCGCUUGCUCCUGCACAUGCUGUCUUCUCGGAACCGACCAAUGUGAAAUGCGUUCCUCUUCCUCCAUGUCAUCCGGAAUGUCAAUUUCCAUCGGGUCCAGUUCAAUCGACGACUCCGGGUCGUAUCUUCUCGGAGAUCAACAGCAUGAUCAUGGAUGCUUCGAGACCUCGCAUGGUACCUCCGUGCAGUAUUUUGUUGAAUUCUCCGACGUCGUCGUCUAACGAGGAUAAGCAUAACCUCUUCAACUAUCAACACCAUCAACAUAAUCAUCAAACUUACUCUUCCCCAAUCAGUCAGCCAAUUUUCGAUCAUGCCUCGCCAUCACUCUACACCUCCGAACA